Molecule: messenger RNA, 2897 nt
Organism: Musa acuminata AAA Group (dessert banana)
Lineage: Eukaryota; Viridiplantae; Streptophyta; Magnoliopsida; Zingiberales; Musaceae
Product: protein transport protein SEC23 E
Exons: 12
Coding region: 161-2512 (783 amino acids)
Biological process (GO): intracellular protein transport; COPII-coated vesicle cargo loading; endoplasmic reticulum to Golgi vesicle-mediated transport
Cellular component (GO): COPII vesicle coat; endoplasmic reticulum exit site
Molecular function (GO): zinc ion binding; GTPase activator activity
Source: RefSeq, a predicted model, not a curated record
CCCAUUUUGCUCCCAGAAUUACGAUCUCCAAUCCUUCUUCUUCCCGUGAUAUUUUCGAUCCCACCCUCAGAUCGCCUCUGCCCCUCCGCUCGUAAACGUCGCCGGCGAUCGAUCGUCGUCCGUCCCUGUUGUCAUAGCGACCACCGCAUCCGACGCGUCCAUGGCGGAGGACCUCGCCGUAGGCGGAGGCGGCGCCGCCGUCGCUCCUGACCCCGACGGCCCAGACGGCGUCCGCAUGACCUGGAACUCUUGGCCCCGAUCCAAGGUGGAGGCGAGCAAGUGCGUGGUCCCCGUCGCCGCCUCCGUCGCCCCGAUCCGCUCCUCCCCCUCCCUCGUCGUUCUCCCCUACUCCCCGCUCCGCUGCAAGCCGCCUUGCGCGGCCGUCCUCAACCCCUUUGCCCGCGUCGACUUCGCCGCCAAGAUCUGGAUCUGCCCCUUCUGCUUCUCUCGCAACCACUUUCCUCCGCACUACGCUGGAAUCAGCGAGGCCAACGUUCCCGGUGAGCUUUAUCCCCAGUGCACCACUGUUGAGUACGCCCCACCGCCACUCGACGCCGCCGCCCCGCCGCUGCCACCCGUAUUUCUUUUCGUCCUCGACACCUGCCUGAUUGAGGAGGAACUCGGGUUCGUCAAGUCCGCCAUGCGCCGUGCCAUCGGAUUGCUGCCCGACCAGGCCCUCGUAGGGCUUAUCACCUUCGGUACCCAGGUCCAUCUCCACGAGCUGGGCUUUGCGGAUAUGUCGAAGAUCUACGUGUUCCGGGGAACGAAGGAGAUCCCGAAAGAGCAGAUCUUGGAUCAGUUGGGGCUUUCCGCCUCGGGGGUUCGCCAUGGUGCCGUUGCCGGAGCGCCAGGGUACCCGAAGGGACCCCAAGCAAAUGGGUUUCAUCCAUCGACGUCUGUAAACAGAUUCUUGCUUCCAACAUCCGACUGUGAAUACACCCUCAAUUCUUUGCUGGAUGAGUUACAUAUGGAUCAGUGGCCGGUGGAAGCCGGGAAUCGUCCUUUGCGGUGUACAGGAGUUGCCCUCAGUGUAGCGGCUGGUCUUCUGGGAGCAUGUAGUGCUGGUACUGGUGCCCGCAUCAUAGCUUUAGUUGGCGGGCCAUGUACUAUUGGUCCUGGAAUGAUUGUGUCAAAAGAUCUAUCGGAGCCAGUGCGUUCACAUAAAGACCUUGAUAAAGAUGCUGCUCCACAUUUCCACAAAGCUGUUAAAUUUUAUGAUAAUCUUGCCAAGCAGCUGGUUAACCAGGGUCAUGUCUUGGACCUUUUCGCUUCAGCACUUGAUCAGGUUGGGGUUGCAGAGAUGAAAGUAGCAGUUGAAAGAACUGGUGGACUGGUUGUCCUCGCCGAAAGUUUUGGACAUUCAGUUUUUAAAGAUUCUUUUAAGCAGAUUUUUGAGGAUGGCGAGCAGUCGCUUGGCCUUUCUUUUAAUGGCACACUUGAGAUCAAUUGCUCAAAGGACAUCAAAAUUCAGGGAAUUAUUGGACCAUGUACAUCUUUGGAGAAGAAGGGCGCUGUUUGUGCUGACACUGUUGUAGGCCAAGGGAAUACAACUUCAUGGAAGAUGUGUGGUCUUGAUAGAAGUACUUGUUUGACUGUAUUCUUUGAUAUUUCACCUAGUGAACGCUCAAAUCAACCUGGAAUUCCGAACCCACAAUUAUAUGUACAAUUCUUAACAAACUAUCAGAACCCUGAAGGCCAAAUGAGGUUAAGGGUUACAACAAUUACUAGGACAUGGGUGGAUGGUUCCAACACAGAGGAAUUAGUUGAAGGGUUUGACCAGGAAACUGCAGCUGUUGUUUUAGCAAGAUAUAUCUCCUUGAAAAUGGAGAUGGAGGAAGAGUUUGAUGCAACACGAUGGUUGGAUAGAUCUCUUAUCCGUCUCUGCUCACGGUUUGGUAAUUACAGAAAAGAUGACCCUUCAUCAUUUACACUACAUCCGAAUUUCUCAAUACUACCACAGUUCAUCUUUAAUUUACGGCGUUCGCAGUUUGUUCAGGUUUUUAACAAUAGCCCUGAUGAGACUGCAUAUUUCCGUAUGUUGUUGAAUCGAGAGAGUGUCUCCAAUUCUGUUGUCAUGAUCCAGCCUUCACUGAUUUCUUAUUCUUUUAAUUCGCCUCCUACUCCUGCACUGUUAGAUGUUGCAUCUAUAUCUGCAGACCAUAUUCUAUUGCUCGAUUCUUAUUUCAGCAUUGUAAUUUUUCAUGGUAUGACCAUUGCUCAGUGGCGCAAUAUGGGCUACCAGAAUCAGCCAGAGCAUCAGGCCUUUGCUCUGCUAUUACAAGCACCGAACGAUGAUGCUCAAAUGAUUAUCAGAGAGCGAUUCCCUGUUCCCAGAUUAGUUAUCUGCGAUCAGCAUGGUUCCCAGGCAAGAUUUUUAUUGGCCAAGUUGAACCCAUCAGCCACAUAUAACUCUGCCCAGGAGGUAGUUCCGGGGAGUGAUGUCAUCUUUACCGAUGAUGUCAGCCUUCGAGUUUUCUGCGAGCAUCUUCAGAGGCUGGCUGUUCAGUCAUGAGGAAUUGGAAACCCGUUUCUUUUUUCUCUCUUCUUUGUUCCCAGGUGUCUUAUUUAAUUUUGGUUUGGAAGUAAAAUAUUGGUGUGCUCAAUGUCUCUCCUUUACUUUUCCAAUCAUAUUUAACUUCUAUGCCAAGCCAGUUUGAUGUUAAUUGGCUAAUAAUAAAGUUCGAGUAUGAUCUAAUUCUUUUUCCUCUUGGGUGAUGCACCAGCCUUUCCUGCAAAAGAGUAAUUACAUUCCAUGGCUGGCUUCUCUGAAGAAUUGAGUUGGUCCGACUUUUCUGGGUCUAAUAAUCUUUGUAAUGUAGUGACUUAGCUGGAAUACCAAAGGAGGUUUAUUUAAUAUGUUAGAUUAUAUGAUAUACGCUUUAUAGUUUCUCAUUUUA